AGCUUAAAGGAUCCAAACUUAAAUCCUUAAGGAGAACGCAACACGAAACACAAACAAUCGGAGGAAAAGAAAGAAAAAAAAAUCGGAGAUAAAUGGCAAAGAGAUCAAUCACCAUGAAACCACUCUUUCAAGAACAAGAUCUUGUUAUCUACGAAGAAGGUAAUGAUUUCUCUAAUUGGGAAUUCAUUAAUGAAUCUGAUGCUGAAGAUUCUGACUCUGAUUCUCUGCAUAGUCUUGAAAAUGGCUUUGUCUCUUGGUCUUCAUCAAGAUCACCGAAAACAAGACAGGAAAUUGUAGCCCAAGACACCCAACAAGACCAAGAUGUUGUCUUUCAUGUCAAUUCUCAUCUUCAUGAAGAUUACGACGACGAAAACCGUUGUGUUUAUCGUAUGGGGCCUAUACUGUUUCCUGCUGCGAGGGUUCGGUACGGGGAAGAGAUUGAAGAUGUUGAUGAUGAAGAGGAGGAGGACGAAGACGACGAAGAUGACGGGUAUGGGUUAAAUGACGAGCUAGUGCCAUGGAAUGUGAGUGGGAAGUUAGGGAGGCAGAGGAUGAGGAAAUUAGGCAAAAGGAUAUUUCCUAAGAUGAGUAGUUCAAAGAGGAGUCCUUUUCUUCAUGUGAAGCCAGGGUGUGUUCAUGGAAAGCAUGGAUUGGGAUUGAAGGCUUAGCAGAGGAAGAGAUUGAAGGUAAAUAAGUUGCGGGGGUGGAAAAAGCUGGGAUCUUUGAAUUUGGUGUUGUGUAAAGAAUUCAACUUUGGGGUGGUUGGUUAGGUGUAAUUAUUGUACUUUGGACUAGGGUUAUUGGCUUUUCAUUUUUAACCCAGGUUAUGCUGAUUGGAAAUGACUUGUGUGGAUGUUAUUAUCAAUUUAUUCUCGAUUGAUGUUCUCUUUCA
This is a messenger RNA of Populus nigra (black poplar), 892 nucleotides long. RefSeq lists its product as uncharacterized. The transcript has a single exon. Lineage: Eukaryota; Viridiplantae; Streptophyta; Magnoliopsida; Malpighiales; Salicaceae. The record is from RefSeq and is a predicted model, not a curated record. Bases 93 to 668 code for a protein of 191 amino acids.